Molecule: messenger RNA, 4609 nt
Organism: Prorocentrum cordatum
Lineage: Eukaryota; Dinophyceae; Prorocentrales; Prorocentraceae
Source: the annotation of a GenBank genome assembly
ACCAGCAGCACUUCUGUCACCAGCACGACCGGGACCAGCAGCACAACAGUGACCAGCACGACGGCAUCCAGCAGCAGCACGCGCAGCAGCACCAGCGCAACCAGCAGCACCACCAUCUCGAGCACAACUGGAUCCAGCAGCACAACGCGCAGCAGCACGACUGGAUCAAGCAGCACCACGGCGACCAGCACGACGGCAUCCAGCAGCACCUCGCGCAGCAGCACAAGCGCAACCAGUAGCACCACCAUCUCGAGUACGACUGGAUCUAGCAGCACAACGCGCACCAGCAUCAGCGCAACCAGCAGCACUUCUGUCACCAGUACGACCGGGACCAGCAGCACAACGGUGACCAGCACGACGCACAACGCGCAGCAGCACGACUGGAUCAAGCAGCACCACGGCGACCAGCACGACGGCAUCCAGCAGCACCUCGCGCAGCAGCACAAGCGCAACCAGUAGCACCACCAUCUCGAGUACAACUGGAUCCAGCAGCACAACGCGCACCAGCACCAGCGCAACCAGCAGCACUUCUGUCACCAGCACGACCGGGACCAGCAGCACCACGGUGACCAGCACGACGGCAUCCAGCAGCACCACGCGCAGCAGCACCAGCGCAACCAGCAGCACCACCAUCUCGAGCACAACUGGAUCCAGCAGCACAACGCGCAGCAGCACGACUGGAUCAAGCAGCACCACGGCGACCAGCACGACGGCAUCCAGCAGCACCUCGCGCAGCAGCACAAGCGCAACCAGUAGCACCACCAUCUCGAGUACGACUGGAUCCAGCAGCACAACGCGCACCAGCACCAGCGCAACCAGCAGCACUUCUGUCACCAGUACGACCGGGACCAGCAGCACAACAGUGACCAGCACGACGGCAUCCAGCAGCACCACGCGCAGCAGCACGAGCGCAACCAGCAGCACCACUGUGAUCAGCACGACGGACACCAGCAGCACCACGCGCAGCAGCACCAGCGCAACCAGCAGCACAACCAUCUCGAGCACAACUGGAUCCAGCAGCACAACGCGCAGCAGCACGACUGGAACAAGCAGCACCACGGCGACUAGUACGACGGGAACCAGCAGUACCACUCGCAGCAGCACCAGCGCGUCUAGCAGCACCACCGUGACCAGCACGACUGGAACCAGCAGCACCACGGUGACACGCUUGACUGGAACAAGCACUACAGUUCGCAGCAGUACUAGCGCAACCAGUAGCAUCACCGUCACCAGCAGCACCACUCGUAGCAGCACUAUUGUGUCCAGCACGUUUACCAGCGUCAGCACUAGCCAGACCACCAACUCCGCAACCAGCACCAGUGGCACCUCGAGCAGCACCAGUGCAACAAGCACCAGUGUAACCAGCACCUCUGGAACCAGCACCAGUGCAACCAGCACCAGUACUACCCAGUCUACUACCACUACCCCGCUUUACGUCGUAUCCGGUGCCAUGACGUUUGGAAGUACAGGCACGGUGGACAAUGUGACAUCUGCGAUAAAGUCUGUCUUGGUAAACUUAUAUAGUGCAGAUGAAGACCAACUUGUGGUAACUGUGGCCCCUUCCACAAGCCGGUCAGUCUCCAGUUUGUGGGAUGUCGAAUUUGAAGUCGUCGCGCCUGAAAGCCCUGCCCAAGAAUAUUUCGACAAAACACAACAGAUUGCCAACGAUACGUGCAACUUCACUUCAACUGUGCAAGCAGGCUUCCAAGCGAUUGGCCUAGCACUUGACGAAGAAUGCAUCUCCAUCGCCGAACCAGAAAUUAAGAUUAUUACUGCUACCAUGACAACCGUGAGCAUAACAGCGACCAGCACAACGGAGACCAGUAUCACUACUACGUCCACUGGCACUUCGAUCAGCAUGUCCAGCACCAGCACCCUGACCAGCAUUACCAGCGUCACCAUGUCGAGCACCAGUACCCUGACCAGCACCAGUACCCUGACUAGCACCACUACCGGACGCACCACGACUUUCGCCACACACACGACGGGAACCAGCAGCACGACUCGCAGCAGCGCCACCACAACCAGCAGCACAACGGGAACCAGCAGCACCACGCGCAGCAGCAUCAGCGCGACCAGCAGCACCACCCUUUCUUCGAGCAUUGUAAGUUCUACCGCAACCUCUGAGACUUCCAGCUCCUCAACAACCGCCCACAGCACUUCAGUAACCAGCAUGACGGGAACCAGAAGCACCAGCAGUGCCACAUCGACUGCGACCAGCAGCACCACGGGUAGCAGCACCAGCGUGACUCUGAGGCGAUUCUCCCACGUCACGGUCGGUGUCGGGUUCGUGUUUCCCUCUUCCUUUACUCGGACAGAUGUGGCGACCAUUGCGCAGGUUGCUCUGUCGGAUGAAUUGGGGGUCGCCCAGUCGCUGGUCACCAUCGACGACAUUUCCUCGGGGCGCCGAUUGACGCAGCGGAGGGAUCGUCGUGCGACGUCGACGUCGUACCAUGUCGAUUGCCGUGUCGAAGUGCCAGGAACUGACACGGGUGCUAUUGAAGCCGCCUUGAAAAGUUUGGUGAACGACACCACCAGCUUCGUGUUGUCGGUCCAGGACGCAAUGCAGGACGCAGGCGUCGAUGGGACAUUUCAGGUCGAAUAUGUAGGGGCACCCGUCGUGGAACUUUGGAUGGAUACUACAGCAACCUUUACGUCAACGUCAGCGACAAGCACUGCGUCAGACUCGAGUACGUCAACGAUCAGCACUGCGACGGAGUCAAGCAGUAUGUCGUCAAGCACUACGGAGACAAUAACCACUGUGCAGAAGGUGUGCAACGCGGAUUCGGUGCCGUACAUGGUGGACGUGGCCGACAGUUCCUCCUGUGUCGGCAUCCCCAGCGGCACGAGUUGUUCCCCAGUCUGCAUCUCGGGGUACGAACUCAUCGCCCCGAUAAAUUGCACGGACCCCAGUGGCCCCAGUGAUACGUUCGGCGAAUUCGCAUUCAACCCUUUGGUCUGCGCGGCUGCUGCGGACGUUGAGUUGCUCGGUUCGGCAGAGGUCUUGCUCGUAGAGACGGCCCUCCUCGAAAGCACAAUCGGUUCGGGUCUCAGUGCCGACUGGGCCACGGGGGGCGGAGAACGGGCUGCGAUCAUCAGCGCGUUUAGCACGGUCUUCGGCUUAAAUGCGAGACAGGUCUACAUUGUCACGAUUAAGGACCUCAAUUCCGACUCGGAGUCUGGCAUUCCAUCUAGGCGCCUGACGACCCAGCAGGGGUUGUGGAUGAAGAUCAUGAUUCAGUUGUACGACGCGAAUGACGCGACGGGCCUCACGGCCAUGCUUCAGCUGUACGGUGGGAGCAGCUUCACUGAUGAGCUCACCAGUGCCCUGGGAGCCGCGGGCAUCAGCAUCCCGCCGGGUCUCGCCAGCGCCGCGCUCCAUGUGGGGACGCCAGAGCUCUCUACCGCCACCGUUCCCGUAGCGCGCUGGGUGGCUCAGACGCCGUGGUCGUCGUGCAGCGCGGAUUGCGGCGAGGGGCAGCGGACACGCGCAGUAGAGUGUUUGACUGGGAUCACUGACCUGUGCAACGCGAAUGCCCCGCCGUACUACACCGUGGAGACGUACAUGCCCCAGACUGAGGCUUGCGAGCAGUACACUUCGUGCCCCUACGACCCCUUCUGCCCCAGUGGCCGUAAUGAGGAGACGGGCGAGGGCUGCGAGGCUCAAGCCUCCAUCGUGGUAGCCUCGAUUGUUGUUUCGUUCCUUAUCGUGGCGUGUGUAGUGCUCCGGUUUGUUCGGAGAAGGCUCGCGAAGCGCGCCCCAACGACUGAGGAACACAGCAGGACAGGCACCGAGCGACGAUGGGACGAAGAAGAAGGCUUCACGCGAGGUCCCGACGACGGGGACAUCAACAUCGAAUGGACGAGGGAGGAUGGCUUCGCCGUCACCAAAGCUCGCCGUGGCCCUCGUCACAGCCCCCGUGAGAGUUUUCAGGGCAUUAACUGGGCGAGGGAGGACAGAACCACCGACGACCGCGCCCGCGACAUCCGCAGCCCGAGCCGCGAGUCCGCCCCCGCCAAUCUGCAGCGCAGCCCGCGUGACCUCCGCAGCCCGAGCCGCGAGGCCCCCCUCGCCACCCUACAGCGGAGCCCGCGUGACCUCCGCAGCCCGAGCCGCGAGUCCGCCUCCUCCACGCCGCAGCGCAGCCCGCGUGACCUCCGCAGCCCGAGCCGCGAGCCCCCCGACGUCCGCCGCCCGCGGCUGGAUGCCGACAUUGCAUUGUGAGUGGCAGCCUCGGUCACCAAGAGACAGUUUUUUGUGGGUUCUCGAUUCUUCCAGCUUCCAGCGCUCGACGACGUCGCAAGAGGUAGCGAUACCGAUCGGUAGAUAGUGAGGCGUAUCGGGUGUCCGGGGGUGAGACCGAAGUGAAGAGGAGCUCCCGCAGCCAGGGACUAGACUUCGGUGUCGGUCCGCGUCGCGCGUGACACACGUGCGAGAGAGGUGAGGCGGAUCUGCGCGAGUUCCUGCUACAGUAGGGCCCGGUGAGUACUCAAAAGGCUCCAGUUUUGGUAGCCCACAUCGGGAAGGUAUGGUAUAAUGGUAUACGUCGUAUACGUUGAGGGCUUUGUUGUAGCCUUCGUACGUAGUCACUGGCGCGUCGCAGCCGCG